AUGUAUGCAGCAGCCCACGUUCAUUUCAUCAAUGCCCUUGAAAAUAACACUUUCAAUGAGUUCACUCGACUACUAAACGCAGCGAAUGCAGCAAAUGAUAUCAAAAGUUUAAAAGAGAUGUACGUUGACUUCUUCGUUCGGGAGAAUUGUGUUUAUACUUUGGAUAAUCAAAGACGGUUCCUCAGUUUAUUUGGAAGCUAUGACACCAGUCCAACCCAUAUUGAAGCUCAAUUAGAAGAUAUUGCUAAACAGCUACUCUGUGUAUGUGUCACUAUCGCAAAAUUGGUCCAAGUUGAACUCGACAAUUUUUGCAGCACAAAUCCAGAAUUUCCUCCUCCUAGAGACCCUCCGCUUCCAAGUGGAACGCUUAUUUUGCUCGACCGUACCAUCGACCCUAUUGCACCGUUUCUACAUGAAUUCACAUACCAAGCGAUGAUUGCCGACUUGUUGAAAGUCGAAGAGAUUCCUGCAGGUCUCAAAUACGAAUACAAGUAUACUCAAGAAGAUGGAACAACUCAGAACCAAGAAGUGACAUUAGUUGAACAAGAUCUUGUUUACACCAAUAUCCGUCACAUGCAUAUUGCGAACACGACGGAAAAACUCAUUAGCGACUUUAACGAAUUUUUGAACGAAAAUAAAAUCUCAUCCAGCGGUGGAUAUGCUACAGCGAGCAGUUUAAAUGACAUGAAAAACAUGAUUGCUAACUUACCACAAUAUCAAGAAAUGAAAACUAGGUUUUCUGCUCAUAUGAAUAUUGCCAACGAAUGUAUGCAGCAAUUCAAAGAUCAAAACUUGGAAGAAAUCGGGUUGAUGGAACAAAACAUGGCGUGCGGAGAAACGGUCAACGGCGAAAAACCAAAGAAUCUUGUCGAGGCAUUAACACCUAUUCUUGAUGAUCCUCUCACCAGCCAGAUGAUAAAAGCGCGUUUGAUAUUACUAUGGAUCGCAACGUCAGAUACCGUUGAUCCUGAAGAUUUAGAGACACUAUUGGCUGUCGCUCGUUUAGAGCAGGAGUAUAAGGAUGCAAUUGAAAAUAUAAAGCUUUUAGGUGUGCAGUUGUUCAAAUCGGCAAAUCGCUUGGGUAAGAAGAUGAAAAAGGGGCUCAAGAAAAAAGCAAAUCCUCAACAAGAGGUCCCAUUCGAUCUUUCGCGUUAUGUGCCAGUCAUCAAGCGUAUUAUGGAAGGUCACAUCGACGGAACAAUAGAUCAGAGUUUAUUUCCUCACAAUAUCCAUAAUGUAAGAGAACGCAAUACGCGAAAGGAUACGGCAGAAAUAGUCAAAGAAGUACCAAAGCUACGAGUAUACAAAACACAAUGGCAUAAAAAAUCGACCGGUACCAAUGCUGGCCCUAAACCUCCUUCAGGUCCACCUAUCAUUAUCUUUAUUGUAGGUGGCAUGACUUAUUCAGAGAUCAGAUCAGCAUACGAAAUAGCUGAAACCUACGAUCGAGAAGUUUAUAUAGGUUCAACUCAUAUUAUUACGCCUGACAAAUUUGUGGAGGAUCUUGGUCAAUUAGACAAGAAACUGCUUGCACCUAAAAAAGUCAUUGCGCCGUAUACAGGAUCAGUUCAUAAAAGCGUACGAACUGCAUCAAAUACAAAUAGUAGUAAGUCUGGACUACCACCACGUACGUCAUCUUCAUCAUCCAAUACCUCGUCGAGAAGUCAUCGCAUUCUAGGAAAGUGGUAA
Molecule: messenger RNA, 1689 nt
Organism: Mycotypha africana
Lineage: Eukaryota; Fungi; Mucoromycota; Mucoromycetes; Mucorales; Mycotyphaceae
Product: Sec1-like protein
Exons: 8
Coding region: 1-1689 (562 amino acids)
Biological process (GO): vesicle-mediated transport; intracellular protein transport
Cellular component (GO): secretory granule; plasma membrane
Molecular function (GO): syntaxin binding
Source: RefSeq, a predicted model, not a curated record